Molecule: messenger RNA, 2091 nt
Organism: Venustampulla echinocandica
Lineage: Eukaryota; Fungi; Ascomycota; Leotiomycetes; Helotiales; Pleuroascaceae
Product: Acetyl-CoA synthetase-like protein
Exons: 3
Coding region: 1-2091 (696 amino acids)
Biological process (GO): long-chain fatty-acyl-CoA metabolic process; long-chain fatty acid metabolic process
Cellular component (GO): lipid droplet; plasma membrane; endoplasmic reticulum
Molecular function (GO): long-chain fatty acid-CoA ligase activity
Source: RefSeq, a predicted model, not a curated record
AUGUCGCUCAAGAAUAUCACCGUGCAGCCACGCAUCGUCAAGAAGCCCCCCUUUAGUGUCGAAGCUCCAGGCUAUGCACCUGUCGAUGGCGAGACAAUCCCGCGACGACAUCCUGCCGCCGCCCACAAGCUCAUCGAUCGCCCAUCUGAGGACUGCGCGACGGUGUUCGACUUUGUCAAGCGCAGCGCCGCAAAAUAUGGGAACGCGAAGGCCCUGGGCUCCCGGAAGCUCAUCAAAACCCACCAGGAGACCAAGAAGAUCAAGAAAAUGGUGGAUGGCGAGGAGCAGGAAAUCGACAAGAAAUGGACAUACUUCGAGCUCAGCGGAUACAACUAUAUGAGCUUCCACGACUACGAAAAAUUCGUGUUGCAACUCGGAGCCGGAUACAGGAAGCUGGGCCUAGAAAAGGACGAUAGGAUACAUAUCUACGCCGCGACCAGCGCGAACUGGUUGGCCGUAUCACACGGUGCAACUUCCCAGUCGAUGCCCAUCGUCACCGCAUACGACACGCUGGGCGAGGAGGGUCUCAGACACUCCAUGGUGGCAACAAAGGCUAAACUUAUCUUCCUGGAUCCUCAUCUCCUACCUACACUGAUCAAUCCGCUAAGUGAGGCAAAAGAUAUCAAGUAUGUUAUCUGGAAUAGCGAGCAUGAUGUCAAUCCAGACAACAUCGAGAAGCUCAAGAAAGCACAUGAACACCUCACAAUCAUGAGCUUGGAGGAGCUCAGGAAGCUCGGCGAAACCAAUCCAGUCGACCCAGUGCCACCCACCCCGGAGGACCUUUGCUGCAUCAUGUAUACUUCUGGUUCUACUGGCCCUCCCAAGGGUGUGCCACUCAGGCAUAAAGCCGUCGUGGCAGCAGUUGCGGGUGUUAGUGUCAUUGUCGAACCGUAUCUUGGCCCGGGCGAUAGCCUGUUGACAUAUCUGCCACUUGCACAUAUUUUCGAAUUCGUCUUCGAGAAUGCCGUCUUGUAUUGGGGAGGUACCAUGGGUUACGGCAACCCAAAGACUCUAUCAGACUCAUCCGUCAGAAAUUGCAAGGGCGAUAUCAGGGAGUUCAGGCCAACAGUCCUCAUCGGUGUUCCCGCGGUGUGGGAGACCGUCAAAAAGGGCAUUGUUGCUAAGGUCAAUGCUGGUAGCCCCAUCGUCAAGAGCCUAUUCUGGUCAGCCCUUUGGGCAAAGACCAAUAUGAUGCAUUACGGCAUACCGGGGGCUGGCAUCCUGGAUGCGAUUGUGUUCAAAAAGGUCAAGGAUGCAACUGGCGGACGAUUAAGAAUCUGUUUGAAUGGUGGUGGACCCAUCUCGAAGGAUACCCAGCGGUUCAUUUCCAUGGCUAUCACUCCUAUGAUCAAUGGAUAUGGAUUGACCGAGACCACCGCAAUGGGUGCUCUCAUGGACCCGAUGGCAUGGACUGAUUCGGCCCUGGGAACUGUUCCAGGCUCCGUCGAGAUCAAGCUGGUCGACUUCCCCGAUGCGGGGUAUUACGCCACAAACAAGCCCUACGCUCAAGGAGAAGUUUGGAUCCGUGGCUCAACAGUCCUGGAGAAGUACUACGAUAAUGAAGAAGAGACCAAAGCAUCAAUCUCCCCAGAUGGGUGGUUUAUGACUGGUGACAUUGGAGAGUUUGAUCACAAUGGACAUCUACAGGUCAUCGAUCGUAAGAAGAAUUUGGUCAAGACGCUGAACGGCGAGUACAUCGCUAUUGAGAAGCUUGAGUCAAUCUAUCGAUCUGCGACAGUCGUUGCCAAUAUCUGCGUCUAUGCAGAUGCACAAAAGACAAAACCGGUGGCAAUCAUUGUUCCUGCCGAGCCAGCUUUGAAGAAACUGGCAGAGCGGCUCGGCGUCAAGGGCGAAGGAAUCGAGGACUUAGCGCACGACCGGAAGAUUCAGGCUGCGGUUUUAAAGGAGCUGCAGGCAGCGGGUAAGCAAGGUGGAUUGUCGGGUAUCGAAAUUGUGGAGGGCGCAGUUUUGGCGGAUGAAGAAUGGACACCUCAGAAUGGCUUUGUAACAUCAGCGCAGAAGCUAAACCGAAAGGCUAUUCUGAAGAAGUACCAGAAGGAGAUUGAUGCUGCGUAUGCCAGAAAUUCUUAG